AUGGUACGUGCACGGCGCGAAGAACACGGCGCAAAAGAGUCAAUUUCUUCCUCCCUGCCCCUGAAACGCAGUGCAUCGCCCGACGACGGCGCACGGAAAAAUCCAAGCAAAAUAUCUCUCUCCAUGUGGCUCGCGUCGGCAGGCGAGAGCACGGACCCUGGCCAGCUUCCGCCGCCCGUCACCUGUGCCGCAGCGCGGCUCGAGGACCGUGACUCGGUGUUUAUUGGUUACGUAUACCCAAUCACCAGUGCGAGUCCGACGGCAAUUAGUGCGCGACUUGAGAACUUAAAGCAUACGGUCCACCCCGCGAUUCCCCCAGCAACGCUUCCCCCCCCUUUUCAGCAUGCGUCUGCACAGCGGCGCGUAAGCACGCACGACAUAUACGCAUACAGAGUUUUGCAGCUGAAACGCGGGCGUUCCGGGCUAGGUGGUCCUGAUGAUUUUGGAAUUGAGCAAGGCACAGAAGAUGACGGGGAGUCGUGGGGUGCUGAAAAGGUGAUGCGUGUGAUCCGCGAGUUGGGCGCGAGCGAUGUGAUGGUCGUAGUUAGUCGAUGGUACGGCGGCGUGUUGCUGGGCCCUGUGCGUUUUGAGCACAUUCAAAAUGUUACUCGUGCAGCACUGCAGCAUUUUUUAGCGCUGGAAAAGCUCGCACAUUUGCGUGCGAAGCUCCAAGACAUGGACCGCACCAUUUUCACCGCACGCCAUCCCGGCACGAAAAUGAACAACGUACAGGAGUAUCCAACAUUGACGUUGGAAAAUGCGCAGCGACUUUUGCUUGCGCGUACAAAGACGCUCGAGGUGCUGGAGAAGCGUGGUGCGGGAAGCGUAUAG
Molecule: messenger RNA, 831 nt
Organism: Malassezia vespertilionis
Lineage: Eukaryota; Fungi; Basidiomycota; Malasseziomycetes; Malasseziales; Malasseziaceae
Exons: 1
Coding region: 1-831 (276 amino acids)
Biological process (GO): regulation of translational initiation
Cellular component (GO): cytoplasm
Source: RefSeq, a predicted model, not a curated record